This is a messenger RNA of Nerophis lumbriciformis (worm pipefish), 1623 nucleotides long. The record is from RefSeq and is a predicted model, not a curated record. Lineage: Eukaryota; Metazoa; Chordata; Actinopteri; Syngnathiformes; Syngnathidae.
AUGGCUCCCGCAAGCAAAAAUCGGGUGUUUGUAAUCGGCGUAGGCAUGACAAAGUUUGACAAGCCCGGAGCUCGAGGUGACUAUGACUACCCUGACAUGGCCAAAGAAGCAGGUCAAAAGGCUCUUGCAGAUGCAGGGAUCCCAUACUCCGCAAUUGAACAAGCCUGUGUGGGAUAUGUCUAUGGGGACUCCACAUGUGGGCAGAGGGCCAUUUAUCACAGCCUGGGCUUAACUGGCAUCCCUAUCAUAAAUGUCAAUAAUAAUUGCUCCACCGGCUCCACUGCACUGUUCAUGGCACGGCAGUUGAUUCAAGGAGGUCUCUCAGACUGUGUGCUUGCACUGGGAUUUGAAAAGAUGGAGAGGGGAUCUUUGUCCUCAAAGUACAUGGAUCGAACCAGCCCUAUGGAUAAACACAUGGAAGUGAUGAUCAACCGUUACGGUAUGGUGGCCGCUCCACCAGCUGCGCAGAUGUUUGGCAAUGCCGGCAGAGAGCACAUGGAAAAAUAUGGCACUAAACCAGAGCACUUUGCCAAAAUUGCUUGGAAAAACCACAAACAUUCCACCAACAAUCCUUAUUCUCAGUUCCAAGAUGAGUAUACUUUGGAGCAAGUUAUGAACUCGAGGAAGGUGUUUGAGUACCUUACGCUUCUGCAGUGCUGUCCUACAUCAGAUGGGGCUGCCGCUGUAGUUUUGGCAAGUGAGAACUUUGUUCGGCGUCACCAUCUGGAGGAGCAGGCAGUGGAGAUCCUAGCCCAAGAGAUGGUGACUGACUUGACCACUACGUUUGAUGAAAACAGCUGCAUUAAGAUGGUGGGUUACGACAUGUCCCGUCUGGCAGCCAAAAAGUGCUUUGAAACAUCAGGUCUGCAGCCUGCUGAUGUUGAUGUUGUGGAGCUUCAUGACUGCUUCUCUGCUAAUGAACUGAUCACUUAUGAAGCACUGGGAUUGUGUCCUGAAGGAAAAGGAGCAGAGCUGAUUGACAGAGGGGACAACACAUAUGGUGGCAAGUAUGUGAUUAACCCCAGUGGUGGCCUCAUCUCCAAGGGACAUCCUUUAGGAGCAACAGGUCUGGCUCAAUGUGCUGAGCUCUGCUGGCAACUCCGAGGCCAGGCUGGCAGGAGGCAAGUCUCUGGGGCCAAAGUAGCCUUACAGCACAACAUUGGCUUAGGAGGAGCUGUGGUUGUCACUCUUUACAGAAUGGGAUUCACACAGGAUCCCAGGUUACAUGUUAGCGCAGUGGCCACUAGUGCAGGCAACAGCUUGGAGGGAUUUAAAGCAUAUGCUGUCUUUAAGGAGAUUGAAAAACAUCUGCAGGAGGAAGGUGCACAGCUUGUCAAGAAGGUUGGUGGCGUGUUUGCUUUUCAAGUGAAAGAUGGACCGGAUGGGAAGGAAGCCACUUGGUUUGUGGAUGUGAAGAACGGCAACGGUUCAGUCACCAAUAAGUCAGGUACAAAGGCUGACUGCACCUUGACCAUGAGUGAUCAAGAUCUUCUUGAUCUGAUGACAGGAAAAUUGAAUGCACAAAUGGCUUUUUUCAAAGGAAAGCUGAAGAUUGCUGGGAAUAUGGGUAUGGCCAUGAAACUGCAGAACCUUCAAGUGUCACCAGGAAAAGCCAAACUCUGA